AUGGCCAUUGGACCGACCCUUGGCACUGGCUUGUUUCUCGCCGGCGGCCAAGCGUUGGCUGUUGGCGGGCCGGCCUCACUACUCGUUUCUUACAUAUUCUUAUCGCUUCUGGUUUAUUUCAUGGCCACCAGUGUCGCAGAAGUUGCUACCUACAAACCCUCUCGCCAUGGCACGGUCGUCAUGCAUGGCUUCCAGUACAUGAACAACAGCUUGGGGUUCGCCACCGCCUGUCUACGCUGGUAUACCAUGGCCAUGUUCGUCCCAUACGAGAUCACGACAGCGAUGGUCAAUCUUGGGCUGUGGAACCCUGGCUCCAACAUUGCCGUCUGGCUUAUAUUGUGCACUGGCAUCAUCGUCGGUUUAAACUUUCUCCCCGAUCGACUGUUUAAAAGAGCCGAAACUGUCUUCUAUCGGAUCAAAAUCGGCACAUUGGCUUGUCUUCUUGCCCUUUCUCUAUCCAUCGCUCUUGGGGGUGCCACUGGCCAUGACCAUUGGGGAUUUCAAUACUGGAAAAAGCCCGGGGCUAUGCACGAGUACCUCGCUCAUGGAUCAGUGGGUAAAUUUCUGGGGUUAUUACAAUCUGUUCAUCUCAGCACCGCCGCGUUUACCUUCGCACCUGAGUUGAUUGUGCAACGAGCCGAGCAGCGGGAAGUUGAUGAGAAGCCCGAGAUAUCCGAAAGCGUACAGCCAGCGGCAAACUCCAACAUACCGAGACGAGUUUCCGGAGACAUCUGCCAGACUGUUGUUCCGUACAUCCUGACAUCCUUGGCAAUGGGCACCAUGGCUCCCUACAACAAUCCUCUCCUCACCAACGGUGGAGCUGGAGCUGGCUUGUCCCCCUUCGUCAUCGGUAUCAACACAGCAAGGAUUCGAAUCCUUCCUGUCACCGCGACUCUUGCAAUUCUCCUCUCUUCUGUUACCUCAGCCCAGUCGUUCCUGUACCUCGCCUCUCGCUCACUAAGCGCCCUGGCAGACGCUGGUCAUGCACCCACGAUGUUCAAAAAUCGAAAUAACUGGGGUGUUCCCUGGGUGGCUGUUGUCUUCACAGCAACUUUCACGUCUCUCGCCUUGUUGUCCGUCGCCACGUCCAGCUCGACCAUAACGACAUACUUUAUCCUCUUUGUGAACAGUUCCGGCUACCUUUCCUGGAUCCUUUCAAGUGUUGUAUAUCGUCGCUUCCGAGUGCGCUUGCACGCAAAUAGGAUCACCACUGCUUAUCGUCAUGCUUUCCAGCCGGUGGGUACAGCCAUGGGCUUUGGUUUCAGCAUUGUUUUACUGCUAUCCAACGGACUAAUCUCUGCCGUUCCGGCAAAUCACAAUGGGCCACGAGGCGCGAGGGUAGUAAUGGCAUAUAUUAGCAUACCUCUAUUUGGUCUUUUAUAUGUCAUUCAUCGAUUUGGAGACACGGUUCCACGUGGAAUUCCUGCUGAGGAAUGCAAUGUCAAAGAGCCACCUCGAGCACCAGAAACCAACCACUGCCCACGUACACGGAUACCAUAUGGGCGAUCGCUUCAACCACCCACAACUCUUGAGCUGGAUCAGGUCUGGGCAAUGGCCAGGGAGGUGUAA
Penicillium verhagenii is the source of this 1569-nucleotide messenger RNA. Its product is annotated as putative proline permease. Gene Ontology annotation, cellular component: membrane. Gene Ontology annotation, molecular function: amino acid transmembrane transporter activity. The record is from RefSeq and is a predicted model, not a curated record. Bases 1 to 1569 code for a protein of 522 amino acids. Gene Ontology annotation, biological process: amino acid transmembrane transport. Lineage: Eukaryota; Fungi; Ascomycota; Eurotiomycetes; Eurotiales; Aspergillaceae. The transcript has a single exon.